Molecule: messenger RNA, 10072 nt
Organism: Spodoptera frugiperda (fall armyworm)
Lineage: Eukaryota; Metazoa; Arthropoda; Insecta; Lepidoptera; Noctuidae
Gene: Lrrk
Product: leucine-rich repeat serine/threonine-protein kinase 1
Exons: 57
Coding region: 272-7912 (2546 amino acids)
Biological process (GO): protein phosphorylation
Molecular function (GO): ATP binding; protein binding; protein kinase activity
Source: RefSeq, a predicted model, not a curated record
AAACCUGUCAGUUUCGUACAGCUGUCAACACAAAAUCAAUAAAUCGUAUUCGAUAAUAAAUUCGCUAUUUAGAAUUAAUUAACGUUUUCUAUCCGCAAUGCCGGUUGAAAAAAUUAUAUGGUGCACACAUUACUGCAUUUAAAAUGUAGUUUUAGUGAGGAAUUUUGUGUGUGUAGCCGUUUUAAUUUACAGUAGUUCUCGCAACGCUUGAGCGGCUGUUUAGGCCGGAAAUGUUGGCUUGAUUCGUGUAUUUCUUUUAAAUAAGAACGCAAUGGACUUGUCUCCGGACGAGGAUAACUUCCAAGGGCGUCUGCUGCAUCAGGCUGCCCUAUGGGACAACUUAGAGCUCCUUCAAGAGCUAAUAGCAAGCGGAGCAGCAGUGGACGCUCGCGACGGCUCCAACCGCAGCGCGCUCCACGCUGCAGCGCUGGCGGAGCGCAGCCGUUGUCUGUCCGCGCUGUGUGCUGCCGGCGCUGAUAUUGAUGCCAAGUCUGAUGAGGCUACUGGGGGCAAGACAGCCCUCCACAUAGCAGCGGAGCGCGGCCACGUGGAGAAUGUGAAGACCCUGCUGUCUUCCGGAGCCAGCCUGGCCACCCUGGACGCCCACGGCAACACGGCGCUCGCCCUGGCCGAGAGGAACAGCUGGAGACAUGCUGCUAACGUGCUCAGGGAAGCUAGAGAUGCGCUAGAAAGAGAGCGUCUGUCCCAGCACGCAGCUCUCCGUGAGCUGGUGUCUCGCGGCGACUGCGUCCAGCUGAAGGCUCGGUUGAGCGCGCUCGGCAGCAGCGCCGGCCUCAUCGCCAACUUGACGCCCGGUGGAGCUAAUACUCUGUUAUAUGUGGCAUCGGAAGCAGGUUUAACAGCAGCGGUCUCCUCACUCCUGGACGCGGGCGCUGAUGGGCGAGCGCACCCAGUCACCAAGUACUGUCCCCUGUACAUCGCCAGCUACCAUGGACACGUGGAGAUUGCUAAGCUACUGUUGGCUUCGUUUCCUGAAGCUGUCCAGCAAGAGACAGUGGAGAAAUGGCUGCCCAUCCACGCGGCGUGUAUCGGCGGUCAUGCUGCGCUGGUGACAUUACUGCUGGAGUAUCCGUACCCUGAGACAGUGCUCACUACUUAUACUGACCCGACAGGGGAGUGGCAAUGGCGCGCGGCGUUCGACGUGAACGCGCGCGACGUGUCGGGGCAGAGCGCGCUGUACGUGGCCUGCACGCUCGGCAACCUGGCCGUCGUGGACGCGCUACUGGCCCACACCGUGUCCGCCAACCCCGCGCACACGGGGGGGACGCACCAGGAACCAGAAGAUGCUCCCACCACCAGCCCAGCCAGUCAGGCGCUCAGUCCACAGCGUGGCGGUAUAUCUCUAGGUAUACAUGCUAUUGUCAGCAAGUUGACUGGGUCUUCGGCGAAUAAUGAGCGCAACCCCUCAGAGCGUCGUAUCCGCCCAGUGAUCGUAGAGGCGGGGCGCGGCCGCGACUCGUGCGUGGCGUGCGCGGCGCGCGGGGGACACCUGCGGCUGCUGCGGCGACUCCUGGCCGCCGGGGCUGAUGCCAACGCAGAGGCACUGCCGCCUAGCGACCUGAUGGGUAGCGGCGACAUGUCCCGCGACCGUCGCCGCUCCCGCUCGGCGUCCGCCGCCAUGACAGGCGCGAGGGGGACCUCCGGACCUUCCCCUGCAAGGGGGGGAUACAAUAAUGAUAGAGACAGCCCCUGGACAGCAUUAGCCAUAGCAGCUCGCGCGAAGAACAUCCAGGUGGUGGAGCUACUCCUGCAGCACGGAGCCACGGACCCUCACUGCCGCGCCAUCAGGGAGUGUGCACGCCAUGGCCUUACUGAGCUACUGGCGAAACUGCUGGCUACCAAGGCGUACCCCGACCCUGACUACAAGUUGAACAAGUCGACGAUAUCGGAGGCGUUGUUCGCGGAGCGCGCCGGGGACUCCGCCCUCACGUACUCGGCGCUCUGCCCCUCCACCGCCGUCAUGCUCAACUGGAGGGAGCUGCGGGCCCAGCUCGCUACUAUACGCAUGUCGUGGGUGCGCGCAGCCUGUCUCCGCGUGAACUCUCGCCUGUCCAGCAGCGAGGCGGCGCUGCACGGCCUGACGCGCCUCGACCUGUCCAGCAACGACCUGCGCCUGCUGCCGCCUGAACUCUUCACCAUGCUGAGUCUCAGGUACUUAAACGCAGCCCAGAACAAGCUAGAACGUCUGCCCACAGCAGAAGAUCCCUUCGAAGAAGAUUUGGACAGCAAGAAGAAGAAAAAGAAACAGAAGAGUAGACCUGAGGUGUACUCCGCACCUGUGUUGCAAGAAGUUUACUUGCAGGACAACCGCCUAGAAGAGCUCCCAGCAUCCCUAUUCCGUCUCCCCUCCUUAUCGACCCUGGACGUGUCGAACAAUAAACUGCGCGCGCUGCCCUCCGCGCUGUGGACCGCGCCGGCACUCCGGGACCUCAACGCCGCACUCAACCACCUCCGGGACCUCCCUACUGGACCCCAGAGUAACUCAGAAUGCAGCAGCCCGCAGCAGCUGGCGUCUCCCUCGGAGACUUCGCCCCAGCUCAGCGCUUCGCCCUCCAUUGGAAGCGCGCAGUUCGCUAUGGCUAUGCAGUCGAAAUCAUCAUCUCGAAGCCCGUCGAUAGAGCGCAGUGAGUCGGAGGCAGCGGACGACGAUGAGAACGAUUCGAUUCCCGUGCUGGCCAACCGCGCUGGGAAUGCUGUUUGGUCGGAAGCGCGUCGUGCUCACACGUGGCGCGGUGUAGUCGAGGGCGCUCCGCCCUCCACGGCCCGCGGGGGCUCCGCCCUCACCGCCCUCAACCUAGCACACAAUCAGUUCACCUGUGUACCCGUCGCCUUGGCCUGUAGGGCUCCCAACUUGACCAGGCUGAAUAUGGCGUAUAAUUCGCUUAGAUCUAUGUCCUAUGUGACGUCAUACCCUACUAGUCUACGGCAAUUGGAUCUUAGUCACAACGAGAUUACAUGCUGGCCCAGUUUGCCGCAAGUGGAAAGUUUCGGUUCGACGGAGGGGGAUCCGUUGGCCUGUUUCUGCCCCAACUCGGGCAACAAUGUGAGGUCCCGACCUCGCUCCGGAGGCUCCGUGAGGUCCCAGCUACUCAGCGCUGCAUGUGUCGCCAGGAGACACCUCAGGCUGGAGGGACUGAGGACGUUAAUCCUAGCCAAUAACCUCCUGACUCGUAUCCAACUGACGACAGACGACGAUGGACUGUCGUCAGCUGCACAGGAGGACUCCACUACUGACGAUGACGAUGAAUGGAACACAGGCUCCCCCCUCAAAGGCCGGCUCCUGUUCCCCCUACUCUCGAUGCUGGACGUCUCGUGCAACCUGCUCCGCGGUAUACCACCAGCUAUACAUGAACUCACCAACUUGUCCGUACUCAACAUCAGCGGGAAUAAAGAUAUAACAGACCUCCCCCCACAAAUGGGCCUCCUAUCCCGCCUGUGGAACCUCAACACGGUGGGGUGUUCCCUCCAAGACCCUCUGCGCUCCAUGUUGCAAUGUGGUCGGUAUAAGAGCAUGGAUAUAGUGGGGUACCUCAAAUCCGUCCUCCAGGAGGCCCGGCCGUACACGAGAAUGAAGCUUAUGUUCGUUGGAUUACAGGGUAUCGGCAAGACGAGCUUACUGGAAUGUCUGAGGCAAGAGUCUUCUAUACAACAUCGAAGGAAACCUACGGAGCACUGGGCAAAGCGUAUGGGCAACAAGUCGUCCCGCCGCGGCAACGUGUCCACUGUGGGGGUGGACAUCGGCACCUGGGUGUAUGAGAAGCAUCGCUCCACGCGGGGACCCAUCACUUUCCGCACCUGGGACUUCGGGGGGCAGCAGGAGUAUUAUGCGACCCACCAGUACUUCCUCUCCCGGAGGUCUUUGUACCUCGUGGUGUGGAGGGUCACGGACGGGAGGAAGGGACUCGCCGGCGCACUCAACUGGCUCAGAUCUAUACAAGCUCGCGCUCCGGGUUCGCCUGUCAUCAUGGUAGCUACACAUUACGAUCAAGUUGCUAACAGCAAUCUCCCAGAGAGUGAGAGUCCGGAGGUCCUCCAACGCCUGAUCAGGUCUUCCAUUAUGGGCGCUCCCGAUGCCGACAAACUUGGACUGCCUCGCGUACUGGAUUCUGUUGAGGUAUCCUGCAGCACUCGACACAACAUCAGACUACUAGCUGACAUCAUCUACUCGGUAGCAUUCAGUGUCAAACCACCAGGCAGUAAGGAGCCCCUGCUAGAGCAGCGUAUCCCGGCGACGUACCUGGCGCUGGAGGAGUGUGUCACCUCCCUCGCGGCCGACCUCCGGGAGCCGGUCCUCCGGCAUGACGAGUAUAGGAAGCUGGUAACUCAAUACAUGCAACAGAAGAAUCAUCGCAUGUUCCGUGAUGCUGCAGAGUUGCAUCAAGCUACUAUGUUCCUGCAUGAAAACGGCGUCCUCCUGCACUACGACGACGCGACCCUCAAGGAGCUGUACUUCCUGAAGCCGCAGUGGCUGUGUGAUGUACUGGCGCACGUCGUCACCGUCCGGGAGAUCAACCCGUUCGCCAACAAUGGCAUAAUGAAGAUAGAGGACCUGGCCCACGUGUUCAAAGCAUCCCCGAUGCUGGCGCGAGGCGACGAGGCGAGCUCCCUGGGCGUGUCCCUGCUGAACAAGUUCGAGCUGGCGCUGUGCUGGGACGCGCGGCUCCUGCUGGUGCCGCCGCUGCUGCCGGCGCUGGAGCCUGCCACUCCUCAGCUGCCAGUCCGCUCCCGUUCCUGGAGCAGUUCCAACCGCGGCACCCCCCGCCGCGCCUGGCCUCCGAUGCUCACCCCUCUACCCGACAGCAGGGGGACUGACUCCCCUACACUGAUACAGGACAGCGCCCCCAAGCUAUGUGUCUCCGGGCGGGGGGGCCGCCCCCUGCGGCGCCUGCUGCUACUGUCGUACGUGCCGUGCGGGUUCUGGCCGCGCCUGUGUGCGCGACUACUGGCCGACCAGCAACUCGCUGACGCUCCAUACUCGCUGUAUAAGCUGCCCGCUGAGAUGGAACUAGACGACACCCUUACGAAGGCUCUAGAACUGUCCUGGGGCUGGAGACUGUGGCGCAGCGGAGCCCGAGUGUCGACGGGAGCCCUCACUAUGUUGGCGCUGAGGGAACUCCCUCCCAGGAGGGACGCCUUGCUGCCAGGACCCGCUGACGAUGAACCUGUCGAUGAUCUGUAUCAUAAUAUUAGGUUCAGGGUCCGCCAAGAAGGUGCCUGGAGCGAGCUGGACGUGCAGUCCUCGGCCUGCGUGGAGAUACUGCUGCCGGCACAAGUCUGUGUCAUCAGGAGGGAUGAUGGGCUGCCCAUCGCCGGGUAUCAGAGCAUCAGCUUGGAGCCAAGUCCUGAGGUACUGGCGAAGGUACUGGCUCUGGUCUCCGACCACGUAGACCUACUCCUUGAAGACUGGUACCCUUCACUUGGCACCCGUUUCGUGCACACGUCGGAGGGUAGAUGCCUGAUCACCCGCGUGGUGCCGUGCCCCGAGUGUCUGCAGCCCGCCCCCCCACCGCCACAGGAACACGACCAUCUCGCACAGGCUUUCCGUCGCCUAGAGCUGGGUCCAGCUGAACCACGCCGGCUGCGUCUCUCCGAGGAGUCCAGGACUUCGGACGGAGACAGCGGCGUCGGGGCCGAGUCUAAUGCGUCCUCCCGCCUGGGUUCAGUGGAGGGCGUGGCCCCCCACGAGCCGGCCCCGUAUACCCUGGCCACGGCGUGGACGGUGGAGCAGUGCAUCCUGGCGGCCUGCACCAACUCCCGCCUGCACUGCCCCCUGCACAACGACAGUCUCGUGCAGCUCCGUCUGGUGGCGCCUGAUACCCUCCUACUAGACGUAGAGGAAUCAAAGCGAGCGCGCUGGGAACACAUACAACGGGGCGCUGUGGCAGGCCGGGGCGCCUUCGGGACCGUACUGUCGGCCACCUGGCGGGCCCCGCCCGGAGCCCAGGGGCCCGGGGAACCUGUACACGUAGCUCUGAAGGCCCUGCAGCCUGUACCACCGCCGCCUAGUAGUGAUACCGCUGCUCAUCAUGCUUAUAAGGCCGCCCUAUCCCGCUGGGAGCGUGAACCAACGGCGGCGGCGUGCCGCGCGUACUGCGGGCUGCGGCAGGAGCUGAGCAUCCUCAGCCAGCUGCGCCACCAGCACGUGCUGCCGCUGCUGGCUGUCUGCGCCGCGCCGCUCGCGCUACUGCUGGCACUGGCGCCCGCUGGCGCCCUGGACGGCGUGCUCCGCAGCUACCGUUCGUGCGGGGCGCGCUGCGGCCCCCGCCUGGCGCGCGCCCUGGCGCUGCAGGUGGCGCGGGCCCUGGAGUACCUGCACGCGCGCAGGGUGGUCUACAGGGACCUCAAGUCUGAAAACGUACUAGUGUGGAAGAUGCCUCGCCCGGGAGAAGAAGUCAACGGUACUACGCUCAACGUACACGUCAAGUUGGGAGAUUACGGUAUCAGUAGACUAGCUCCCCCAUCAGGCACCAAGGGAUUCGGUGGAACUGAAGGUUUCAUGGCUCCUGAGAUCAUGAGGUAUAAUGGUGAAGAGGAGUAUAAUGAGAAGGUGGAUUGUUUCUCGUACGGCAUGCUGUUGUAUGAGAUCGUGACCGUCCGGCAGCCCUUCGAAGGUCAUGAGGCGGUGAAGGAGGCCAUUCUAGAGGGAGCCAGGCCUUCCUUGUCUCCUAGGGACCUGGAGUACCCGUGCUGCAUGCUGGAGAGCAUGCGUCGGUGCUGGGCGGGCGCGCCGGCGCUGCGCCCCUCGGCCGCCGCCCUCGUCAGCGUGGCCGCCGCGCCCGAGUACUGCGCGCUCGCCGACGCCGCCGCUGCCAGGCGGGCCGCCGCCGCCGCGGGGACGCCCAUACGGAAUGUUAGCGAGGAAGGCGUCCCAGGCUGGGAGAUAUGGUACGGCGGGGGGGAGCCGGAGCGGGCCCACACCCUGCUGAGUACUGCCACCAGCUUCACGCACCACCACACCGUCAGGGUGCCGCCGGAUAAAGCGGACCCCGUGAUGGUGAGCGCAAUAUGUCGGGUCGGCAACAAGAUUUGGUUGGGCGACUCCGCCGGCAGGAUCAUCGUAUAUUCUGCGUCCAGUUGUGCCCAGGAGUGGUCGGUCCGCGUACAGGAGUCGGUGGGAGGGUCUCCGUCCCCGGUGGCGGCGCUACACCCGCUACAACAGCUACGCAGGGUCGCGCUCGCACUCGCUUGUGGCAGACUCUUCCUAGUAUCGUCUCGUCGACCGGAGGCUGAGGGCAGCUUCGUAUUGACUGAACUGGGAACGGCUACUGAGCUCUGCUGUCUAACCGCCGUACCAUCGCCGCAUGGCUGGGAGGUAUGGGCGGGAGGGGACGGCCUGUAUUCGUACUCAGUGAACGAGGGCGGAGUGUGCGCGGCGGACGUCCUCCCUGCGUCCUCCCGCGUCACUCUCAUCGCUGCCUCCGAUGACGAGCCGUUUGUUGUCGUAUAUUGUGAUCCUGGAGUAUGCGUGUACCAAUGGUCGGUGCGCACGAAGGAGCAGUGCGCACGGUUAGACUGCAGCAAGCUGGUGCCGUGCUCCGAGUCGCUGCAGUCCAUCGCGCUCGACGAACAUCUCACCGAGGACAAGUGCAGGGUGACGGCGCUGUGCGCUCUCCGCGGCGAGCUGUACAUCGGCACGGCUUGGGGCUGCAUCAUAGUCGCCGACUCCACCACGCUGCGCCCGCUCACCGUGUUCCGACCUUAUGAGGAGGACGUAAAAUUGAUCAUCCCAUUACACCCACAUAGAGAAGAGGAGCCCGGUAUGAUAGCCACAUUCGGACACGGGUACCGACCACUGUUGCAGCGGUAUGCGCCACAUAAUUCCAACACCACAAACACACAUAAUGGCUACUACUGCUUACUAUGGCGGACACAGCAUUGGUUGCCCGACUAAACAGACACCAGCCCAGCGCUGGACUAAAUAUCAAAGCGUUGCCCAUGCGCAUAGUAAUGGCAUCGAUGGUAAGACAUGGGCGAAGUAGAUAAAGGAAGAACAAUAUGGAGUUAUUUUUUGUUUCAUAUAAGUAUUUUGGUUCGAAUUUUAACGUAAUUCGUGUGUGAUAACUUUGAAACACUACAUAGUAUAAAACAAAGUCGCUUUCUCUGUCCCUAUGUCCCUUUGUAUGCUUAAAUCUUUAAAACUACGCAACGGAUUUUGAUGCGGUUUUUUUUAAUAGAUAGAGUAAUUCAAGAGGAAGGUUUAUAUGUAUAAUACAUGUGUAAUAUAUCACCAUUGCACCCAUACGAAGCUGGGGCGGGUCGCUAGUAUUAUAAUAAUAUUGGUUUUAACGUUGCCCCACACUAAGAUUUUCUCCCGUAUCCUGACGUAAUAAACAGUUUUUCUUUAUUUCUUUCUAAAAGUAAGACAUUGCCUUACUUUUCUUACUAGAGCAAUCUCAACUUUCUUACUAGAUGUGUCUCAAGUUAUCGCGCACGUGUUUUAGAACUUGUGCAUAAUAUUUUUUGCUUUCCAUAGAUGGCGUUCAUAUCGAUUAUGGGUAUAAUAUUCUUACAUCUUGUUCGGUGAAAAUAUGCCUACAUUGCUAAAAUGUAAACUCCAAAUAAAGUAUAUAAUUAUACAAUAAAGGUAACACGCCUUUCUAAAUUAAAGAUGAGAUAUAACAGAAUAUAUGUAUAUUUGAAAAGAUGGGAUAACGCCAUCUAUCGUAUGGAUUUAUGAACUAAUUUUGUAUUUAUUUAUUUUGUGAUUUUGCUGUAAAUUAGGUUGUGUAUGUGUUUGUGUUAUUAUUUUUUAAAGUGUUUUUUUUUUUAUUUACACUGUAUUGUCUACUAUUAAUUACCUGUUUUUAAGUGUAUUUUAGUUAUAGAGGAGAUUUUUGCACUCAAUCGACAAGCAUGCAUGAAAAAAUUGAUGAAUGUAGAUGUAGCGAGAGAGGUAUGUCAGUUUUGUGGCAUUUAGCUAUCUAUUGUCUCUGUCUACCGCAAUGGGAGACAGGCGUGACGAUAAUUAUGUAUGUAUUUAUGUGUAGCGUUUAAUUUGUUAAGCGCGCCAUCUAUUGAUUUAUUGCUCGAACUAACUCGAAACCUUGUUUUAGUGUAAGUGACGAUAGAUGUCGCUGUCCUCUAUAACUGAAAUGGACUUUUAUAAAUAUGAACAUUAUGAAUAAAACUAUUAGACUGUUUAAAUUAGUCUAGUAUGGUAGCACGUCGUCCUAGACUCGAUUCCCGAGUCGAUAAAAAAAGUAUUAUUAAGUUUUUCAACUUCCAAAUAUUAUGAAUUUCCUAGUAUUGUCUUUUUUGUAAGUAUGUAGUUUCGGAAAUCUGUAAAUUUUAUGGAAAAUUCAGAUCUCAUUUUUUUAAUACUAGGUCGCUAGGAGAAUCUUGCUUUGUAAAUCUCAACCUUACUGCUUAAGUAAUAAAGAACAAAUCAUGUGAUUUUUGGAUCAAAUAUCGCUUUUUUGCAAAAUGUUUUUUUUUAUUCUUAUGUUUUUUAACUAUAUGUAUUAAAUGUUGUGCAGACUGGUCUUAAAGACUAUGUAAAGAGGUUCAAUUCCCGAAUUGGCCAAAUUAUUAUAAGGUUUGUUCAUGAUUUUCAUCGAUAAAUCGAAGGGGUACGAUUCACGGGUUAAGCAAAACAUUUUCAAAUAGGAAAAAGAUAAUGAGAUGUUUUAUAUAAUAUUAGCGAAGCUUUUUAACUUGCCUUAGAGGACCUGUUACAAAAUAUCUAAUAAAGUUGCUAAUAGUCCAACUAACUGUAUCUUUAGUAUGAGUUUGCUUUACGUUUAAAGUAUCUAAUCGAAACGAGAGCGCGUUCGGCUCUAUGAUUGGCCGGCUCGAAUAAACCAGAGAGCGAUCUAAUCGGCAGCUCGAACUUGCUUAUCGGUGGCAAAUAUACAUGCUGUUCCACCCUACAAGUGUGCAAGUUCAAGUAUGGGAGAGCCAUAAUUCGGCACUGCUGGGCCGGCUCGACCGAAGUGAUACCACGGCCGAGCAGUACACCGACGUGAAACAACGCUUGCGUUGUGUGAGUCCACCCUUCCCCCAUCUUCCCAAACCCCGAUUCCCCAACAAUCCUCAAAUGUCUAACACUCAA